This is a messenger RNA of Gasterosteus aculeatus aculeatus (three-spined stickleback), 628 nucleotides long. RefSeq names its product beta-microseminoprotein. Lineage: Eukaryota; Metazoa; Chordata; Actinopteri; Perciformes; Gasterosteidae. The record is from RefSeq and is a predicted model, not a curated record.
UGGCUAUUCUGUAACAACGCACAAUACAGAUGUAAGUAUAAAGGCUCCAUUGAGCUCUCACUCAGAUCAGCUUCCUGUUCACCUGGUCGCAUCGCAUCCCGGGAUGGCUUCUCUCCAAGUUUUUGUUUGUCUGCUGGGACUGGUUGUCCUGUGCCACUCUUACUGCUUCUUCCAGGAGUUGGCACCGAAAGAUCCGAAUAACCCUCCAAAAGGGUGUGUGGACAAGGACGGAAAGCAGCAUGAUUUCGGCUCUGAGUGGGACAGAGACUGCAUGGCGUGCUCCUGUACGAACGAGGGCCUGAGCUGCUGUAGCAAGAUCCCUGACGCGGACACAGUAGAUAUUCCUGAUGAGUGUGAGCUGGUUGUACACAAGGAAACCUGCUCUGCAAAGGUCUUGUUGAAGUCAGACAAGACAAAGGAGUGUCAGCCGAUGUGAACACACAACAAGCUUGACCCCUGCGUGUUUCGGAACAAAUGAGAUCCAAACUUGUCACCAGUCUUUCUCAUAAUUCAUAUUUGAUCAACUAUUUUAGGGUGCAUAUAUAAGCCACUAAUCCAAUCCAGAUUCAUUUGGUCUUUCUUGUCAUUUUUUAAAGUUUUUGACAAUAAAGAUAAAACCUAAAAACCA